AUGGAUGAGACGAUAGACAGCGCCCUCUUGGAGGCGGAGGUGGAGGACACCUUCGAUGGAGGGGAUCCAUCCAUGGCGUUGUACAAUUCGGCCGUCCUCUACGCUCAGAUUGCAGGCACCAUCGCCACCCUCCUCUUCAGCGUCCAGUACUUGCCACAAACGUAUCUCAACUACAAACGCAAGUCGGUGACGGGCUUCAGCGUCUCUGGAAUCAUCAUCAAACUGGUCGGCUCCUGCUUUCUCAUCGUCAACGCCUGGGCGAGCGGAGAGACCUGGCCAGUGGUCAUGUACGGGCUGUGCAACACCAUCCAGCACUCCAUUUUCUGCGUUCAGUUUUCCAUAUACAAGAACAACCCGAACUACAGCCUGUGGCUCUUCUUCCUCCUCGUGCCCGCCCUACUCUGCGGCAUUUUCCCUGGGAGCAUGGUCUUCACGAACAGCAUCAAACCCAUCACGCAAGUGAUCAGUCACUUCCCCCAGUUGCAAGAGUGCUUCUCGGCGAGGACGACCGGCGGCGUAUCCCUCAUGUCGCAGCUAUUCAAUCUCUUUGGCGGCAUACUCGGCGUCUACAUGUGUUGGGUGAUUCCCGCCAAGUCGCCCAUGACGAUCCUCUUGUACAUCAACUCCAUGUUCCAGGCCCUCUCCCUUUUUGCUCUCUACUUCCUGUUCGACUUUGGGCGAUCGCCCAAGCAGCAGCUCGACCCAGCAGGACCCGCCCACGAGAAAGCCACAGUGUACAUGAUUGCUCAUGGGAGCGCGAUGCGAACAAGGCCAAAGCGUGUGUGCUGA
Molecule: messenger RNA, 789 nt
Organism: Acanthamoeba castellanii str. Neff
Lineage: Eukaryota; Discosea; Longamoebia; Acanthamoebidae
Product: PQ loop repeat family protein
Exons: 9
Coding region: 1-789 (262 amino acids)
Biological process (GO): L-cystine transport
Cellular component (GO): vacuolar membrane
Molecular function (GO): L-cystine transmembrane transporter activity
Source: RefSeq, a predicted model, not a curated record